Messenger RNA from Emiliania huxleyi CCMP1516, 2259 nucleotides. RefSeq lists its product as hypothetical. Bases 1 to 2259 code for a protein of 752 amino acids. Lineage: Eukaryota; Haptophyta; Isochrysidales; Noelaerhabdaceae. The transcript has 3 exons. The record is from RefSeq and is a predicted model, not a curated record.
AUGCGGCCGCGAGACUAUGCAGUAGUAACGUUGGCGCUCACCAUCUGCGUGCACGCCCUCCCUGAUUUCCGGCCCGUUGAGAAGCGCGAGGAGGUGAACAGCAAAGUCUUUCCGACAAACGCUGUCGCCGACGCAGAUGUGGAUCAAGGGGAGAAGCAUGAGAGGUACCUGCCCACAGCCAAGGCGACGAAGCCCAAGGCACACCAGGCUUUUGGAAAGGUCCCCGCCGUCCGUGGGACGCCCUGCUCCGCUGCUUGCGAAGGCGACCCGAGUGCAGAGGCGUGUGCCUCGUGCUGCCGCUCGGCGCCGCACGAGAUUGAUUGGCAUUGCGGCGGCGACCAGCCGGUCGGAUGCUGCUUGGGCGAGUGGAAAGAGGCGUGCUGGGACGUCGGCUCGGACGAGAACAACGGCCACGCCUGCAACCAGUGCGGACCCGCACGACCUGCCUGCUCCGUGAGCAAUCCGUGCGCGAGCGACGCCUUUUGCAACUUUGACAACGGCGACAGCGGCUUCUGCGAGGCGUGCUCUGAUUGCACGAGCGCCGGAUCCACGUGCGACACGUGCGGACUGCCCGCUGCCGGCGCGAGCGACUGCAACAGCGCGUGCGAGCCAGCCAGCUCCAGACCGACGGCCACCUGCGUUUCCAGCAUCUGCAGCUGCGAAUGCACGCUUCAUGCUACAGCGAUUCUUGAUCCUGAUGAGUUCUUUACGGAUAAUUUUGCGGAAUGCCUUGAGGAGUUCCUUGCCGCACCAGUUUGUGAUCCCAACCAGAAGAAGUCCAAGGCAUGCGGCAACGGUCGCCGCCUUGAGGCUGGCGACUACACCCUCUCCCUCGGCCAGGCGCUUGCCGCCGUCGAGGAGCUGGGCGGUGAUCUCAACGCGACCGCCACGCACAAGUUCGCCUUGCUCCGCGAGGAGCAGUGCGACCGCCUAGCCGCCUUUGCCGACGAGGAGGAGAGGGAGGGCCACGCUCAUCUUCCCCGCCUGAAGCUGGCGGAACUCGUUGGGGAGGACGGCGCUAGGCAGCUCUUCGCCUUCUUCAAGGACCACACGGAGGGGGCCCGCAUCACCAACAUAUUCAUCCGCAAGAUGCGCAGCGAUGUUGGUACCCACCUCAAGCUCCACAAGGACACCGACACCAACAUCCUCAAGGUCUACCUGGGCGGCGAGUUUGAGGGCGGGGAGAGCAUCGGCGUCAACGAGCAGAGCGGGCUGCAGGUCUUCCCAAGCACGAAAGGGUCCGGGCUCGUUCACGGCCCAGAGUACGUCCACGGUCUGAAGCCGCACUCCGGGACCAAGUAUGUCCUCUACCUCGCCGGAGGCAUUCUUCCCGGCAAAAUAGACCUUGCCGAGUCUGCAGGACAGGACCCGCUGUUCCUCGAUCGUCGCAGGACCCAAGAGAAGUACCUUCCCGCAGCUAAGAAGCUGGCAAUGUUCAAGUACUUGCCCACAGCCAAGGCGACGAAGCCCAAGGCACACCAGGCUUUUGGAAAGGUCCCCGCCGUCCGUGGGACGCCCUGCUCCGCUGCUUGCGAAGGCGACCCGAGUGCAGAGGCGUGUGCCUCGUGCUGCCGCUCGGCGCCGCACGAGAUUGAUUGGCAUUGCGGCGGCGACCAGCCGGUCGGAUGCUGCUUGGGCGAGUGGAAAGAGGCGUGCUGGGACGUCGGCUCGGACGAGAACAACGGCCACGCCUGCAACCAGUGCAGACCCGGAUUAGACAUCCCUGUCGACUCUUCCGACUGCCCACGGCAAGAGGAAACGGACGAACUCUUCUUGCUCGAGCUCAAUACUCGACUAGCUCGCCGCCUCGGCAUAAUUCCGGACGGAUGUUUCCUCCCUGAGGAGUUCUUCGCUUUUGCGGAUGGAAGAGGACAGGACCCGCUGUUCCUCGAUCGUCGCAGGACCCAAGAGAAGUACCUUCCCGCAGCUAAGAAGCUGGCAAUGUUCAAGUACUUGCCCACAGCCAAGGCGACGAAGCCCAAGGCACACCAGGCUUUUGGAAAGGUCCCCGCCGUCCGUGGGACGCCCUGCUCCGCUGCUUGCGAAGGUGACCCGAGUGCAGAGGCGUGUGCCUCGUGCUGCCGCUCGGCGCCGCACGAGAUUGAUUGGCAUUGCGGCGGCGACCAGCCGGUCGGAUGCUGCUUGGGCGAGUGGAAAGAGGCGUGCUGGGACGUCGGCUCGGACGAGAACAACGGCCACGCCUGCAACCAGUGCGACGGGGCUGACUUCAACGAGUGCCCAUGGCAAGUAAGUGUGUAG